GCUGCUCUUCGCACAAGGCCUUCCCCCCUUCUGCCAAAUGGUCGCCGUGCAUUCCGAAUCCACCGAGUCCUCUCUAACUCCUUCAUUUAAUUCAGUGGGGUUCAUGGGCGUAGCCAGGAUUUAUAUUGCGGGUGAGGCCGGGUCAAUGCUAGGGAGCCAGAACCAAGUUAGUUAAGUAUUUCUAUUUAUUUACUUGAUUUUGGGUGUGUGUGGGUGUGUGUCAGCUUGCACCCCGUGCCUCCCUUGGCUAUGCCCAUGGUGGGGUUUACCAGAUUUAGAUCCUGAUCCUGAACCUGAAUGGAUAUCUUAAAAGGUAAAGGGACCCCUGACCAUUAGGUCCAGUCGUGACCGACUCUGGGGUUGCAGCGCUCAUCUUGCUUUAUUGGCCGAGGGAGCCGGCGUACAGCUUCCGGGUCAUGUGGCCAGCAUGACUAAGCUGCUUCUGGCAAACAGAGCAGCGCAUUGAAACGCCGUUUACCUUCCCGCCGGAGCGGUACCUAUUUAUCUACUUGCACUUUGUGCUUUCGAACUGCUAGGUUGGCAGGAGCAGGGACCGAGCAACGGGAGCUCACUCCGUCGCGGGGAUUCAAACCACCGACCUUCUGAUCGGCAAGCCCUAGGCUCUGUGCUUUAACCCACAGCGCCACCCGCGUCCUUAACCUGAACAUACAUCUUACAUGUAUGUUUAUUUAAUUAAGAAAAAGUUAUUUAUGCCUGAGGUGCAGAUGUAAGACUUCUCUCUCUCUCUCUCUCUCUCUCUCUCUCUCUCUCUCUCUCUCUCUCUCUCUCUCCCUCGUUUGCUUUCCUGUUGAUUGCCAUGUUAUAUGCUGAAAAUUAACAAAAUAUUAGGUUCGGAGGAAAAGCAAAAUGGCCCCUCGCUCCCCACAACCAGAGUGCUGCAGCAACCAAUGAUAAAAAUAAAAAAUAAAGGGUAGGGAGCUUCAAAUGAUAACAUUCAUGUUACAGGAAAUUUGUGUUGUAAACAGGAAAUUCAUGUUGUAAAUAUUGCCAGGACAAAUGCCAGUGAGCAAAAGUUUGCCUUCUGUAUUUAUUUCAUGUACGUAAUGUAUAAUAAUGUCAGUUUGAUGCACCCAACCUGACGCAUUCUGGAGAUCUCAACUAACUUGAAUGCUGAAAGCUUGUGCACUCUAAGGUAGUUCAAUAAAUGUUACUUCACUAGCUUUGUUUCUCUCCGUGAUUUAAAACAACAACAACAACUUGUGAAACAGCAGGUUUAAUACCAAACAGCCAAAGGGAACUUAGCUUGGGAGCUCUAUUUAAAAUCAACAAAUCAAAUUUGACAGAAUGUGAGUACAUCAUUUGUAGCCCGGCAACAACUGUACACAAGUAGAAGGGAGGUCUGAAGAGACAAGAAUCUGAUUUCUAAUGUACUGUACAUGUAUUUCCAAUUUACUCCUGCUCCUACAAGAGCAGAUCUGUGAAAGAGCCAUUCUGAAAGGGUUAUUUAUUUUCUCACUGUGGUUUAGGAGAGGCUCGAGUGUCCGCUCAGAAAACAGUGGGAUGUCUGUUUCUUUACACAGCCGUUAAGUCUAAUUUUUUAAAGAUUUAUGAAAAGUUAGCCACUAGUGAGGAGUCUCACCAGUCUUGAAAGGAUGGAAAUACCAACUUUUUUCAAGAGCAAAAAUCCCUUCCCCCUUGAGUCUAGUCUGAAGGUCAGAGUUGACAGACAGAGCUUGCCAUCUCGCAAGGCAAUGCUAUCUGCAAUGAGGGCAAAAAUGCCUUUCAUGUACCAGAGAGAUGUUUGUCAUGCCGAAGAGCAUUAUGCAGAAUACCGGAAACGAUGCCUCCAGAAUGCAGCCAAGAAUCUAUAUUUUUCUAAAGAAGCUGUUUACCACAGAGGGGCAAUACUUCGGUCCUUUAAGGACUAUGACCCCAGAGGGUUGUAUGAUUUUUCCAGUGUCAUUCAGAGAAAAGAAAGCGAAAAUGUUGUUGUUGUUAAGAAGAAGCAAAGGCGACCAAGUAGGCUCAAACCUUUGAAGAAAUUACAGUCCCUAGUAAUGAAGCCAGACACUCCCCCUCCCAAGGAAACCACCACUGAUGUUCCUGUCUGCAUGGAAGAGCUUAUCUGGAAAGCCAAGGUGGAAAGCACACUUUCAGAGCCAAGUCUCCUGGUACCCAUUCCACCUCCUCCACCUCCUCCUUCUUGUGAUCCUCCUUACACACAGGCGUUCCUGACGGAACCUCAUGAGAUGUUAGGAGACCUGAGAAUCAAGAGGUCAAAAGCAAGACCCCAGGGCAGCACAGUCCAUGAGCCAGAUCACGGGGACCUGAAGUGGGAAGGAACAAUGUUGAUGAAGUUAAACAAGGCUACAGCUCAAUUCAUUGUGAAUAAUCAGCCCACCUGGGGAGGCUGGGUUCAGGGUAAGCCACCGGGUUUCAAGAAGCAAAAAUAUAACUGGGAAAGCAUCAGGUACGUGCUUCCUGAUGAAAGUGAUGUGGAAUUACUGAAUCAGAUUCAGGCUGAGGAUGCAGUAGUGAAAGGUCAUAUUCAAAUUGAAGAGAUGAAACCGGAGACACCUCUCUCUGCUUAUUAUUAUAGAGGGCCAUCUUUCCACAUGAGAGGGCCUGGUGUGGGAGAUUCAGUUGAUAUAAACAAAACUGCGGAGCAAAUACCAAAGAAGGAUCUUAGAUAUCUGUCACGUACUAAACUUCGAGAACGGCUGAGCGCCCGGGUUGGAAAAUACUCAUACACUACCCAGAAUGUGUUUGAACAAGAGAUCUAUUUUGGGUCAGCCAAAAUUGUCCAUCAAAAGACCAAGAAGGAUCUUAUCGUUAUGGAUAAUCAUUAUGAAUAUCAUAAACAGCUCCAGCAAUGCUACCCACGACCUCCAGAGGUCUGGAGCUUCAUGCCACCAAAAAAGACAGUUCAUAGGGUGCAGAAGGGAGCCAUCCAUUGGGCAGCGCUUCCCUCUGUCAUUGAACAUUUCACCAAAGUGAGCGACGCCAAAUCCCUUGAACCAUCUACGAGAGAGAGAAGAUAUUUGUAUGGAGAGACUGAUCUAGAUGUGUCUGAGGAAAUCUGUAUCCGUAAGACUAUGCUGGAACAGUGGAAGGCUGCUUGGAAAUACGGUCCGCGAUGGUAUUCAGCAACUAUAGAAGGAUUAAUCAGAGACUUGGCAGAUGUGCACAUUCAAAACCGGGUCAAUGCUAUACUUACCUGCGCAACUGCUGUGCUUGAGAGGCCCCACGCAGUCCACGAUGGAAGUGAUGAGUCAGUACUAGGGAUAGAAACUGGUGGCAAGAAUUUAGAAGUUGAAGAUAUACCAAAGAAAAUACAGCCUUUGCUUAGAAAUACAUUGUUUGAUAAGGAUGCUCAUGUGAGAAUGGCUGCUGCGCUGGGCUUCUACGCCAUGGGGGAGCGGAAUCCAGUGGCACGGGCCAUCAUGAAGGAUGCUCUGAUAAAUGGUAAUAGUACAGACAGUUGGACUGCAGCUCAAGCCCUGGCACUGGAAGGCAAUAUACAUUUCUAUGUAGUGAAAAGGAUCCUGACUCAAAUUUUUGAGCAGCAGGAUGAUGCCACAGAAGACCAGGCUUGUCUUUUAUUAUCUCGACUCAGCCGACAAACAGGCUUGGUUCAUUGCUUACUGGCAUCCGAAUUGAACAGCUACCAAUGGAAACAUCGGGUUUUGGCCUGUAAAACAUUUUCACGUAUUCCUGGGAGUGUCAGCCAAGACCUAAAAAACAAAAUUGUCCAGCUCAUGUGGACAGAUUGGAAGUUUGAUGUACGCCAGGCAGCUGCCAAGGCUUUGGGGCAUUUGGAGCUUGGGAAAGAAGUCCAUGAUCAACUCAGGGAGACGCUAAAAAGAGGAGAUGUCCGGAUGAGGGUGGAAGCUCUUUCAUUGAUUGGGUGGCUGAAAUUCAUGACAGCCAGGCUCCUCCCUGGCUUCCUAAAGUGUUUCACUGAUGACUUUGUAGCCGUUCGAAAAGAAGCCUGCUGGGCAGCUGGAGAACUUCAGAUUAAAGAAGAGGCGGUGCUCAGGUGCCUUUUUAAGAUAAUGCAGACUGACCCUCUCUGGAAAAUCAAGACUCUAGCUAUCAAAGCUCUGGGUCAGAUAGGAGAGGCAAGUCCUUACCUGAAAGAACUUCUCCUCUGGGCCCUUCAUUAUGAAGAAGAUCCCGGGGUGCGAAAGGAAGCCUGUCGUACUCUCAUCACCCUCAAGAUGAAGGAUGAAACAGUUCGGGCUAGUUUGCUGGAGAGAAUGGUUUUGGAGCCAAAUGAGAUGGUCAAAGAGGAAGUGAGCCGUGCCAUGAAGAUUUUCAAUUUUGAACAGGAAGAGGAACAUGAAACGAUUCAGAUGAUCAAGAAUAAGGUUGCCACAUUAAGCCAAAAAGACUUGGUAAUUGAGAAAGUACUCAAAAUUAAGGAGAUAACAAAGAACACGUGGCAGGAAGCCCACCACAUCUAUCGAGAGAAGGGAGACGUCUUUGCAUACAGUUCAAUAAGGGACAUCUUCCUUGAUGUUGUUCAAGAUAUUUUCACUGAAAGUUUUCAAUGUCCAAGAAGGAAGUUCUCAGAGGUUUGGAUUACUAUCUUAAAUAUACUACCUAUUUUGGGAAUCCCUCCAACCCCAUGGACACAAAGAGCCUUCUUAGAAGCACUGAAAAUACGCAAUGCUGAGAAGGCAGAAUGUGCCAAGAAACCAAAAGCACCCACAGAGAAGUGGAAAAAAUCCAGGGUCAAGAAAACAAAAACAAAAAAAAACUGCUCAGAGUCCAUUUACUAGUCAGACACUCAGCUGACUCUUCUACUGUGGGAAACAAGAUGCAGAGGGACAUUCCUGUACAUCUCUGUCAUUCUCAAAUGCUUUGGGACCUUCAUCUGAUUGACUAGCAGAAGUGCACUCUUGAAGAAAAUUAAUGGAUCAGAGGGAUAGCUAGACAAAGUUACAACAAAUAUAUAUUUGUUAAUGGACUUCUAUGCUUUAAGUUGUUGUAAUUUACUGGCUUUGAUUUUUUUACACCUGUGCGACAGUAUUCUUCAAUUUAAUUAAAAGUUAAAACGAA
This is a messenger RNA of Zootoca vivipara (common lizard), 5025 nucleotides long. RefSeq names its product HEAT repeat containing 4 (gene HEATR4). The record is from RefSeq and is a predicted model, not a curated record. Gene Ontology annotation, molecular function: oxidoreductase activity. Lineage: Eukaryota; Metazoa; Chordata; Lepidosauria; Squamata; Lacertidae.